AUGAUCUCCGGCUGGGCGUCGCCCAUCCUGCCGCGCCUGCAGGAGCCGGGCUCGUGGCUGCCGCUGACUGCGGACGAGGCCUCCUGGAUCAUCUCCUGCUUCACCAUAUCGACCGUGCCUACCAAAAUAGGGGUGCCCUUCAUCGUCGACGUCGUCGGCCGCAAGCGACUGCUCAUCGCAUCCGCGCUGCCGGUGUUUGUUAGCUGGAUCAUGGUGCUGUUUGCUCGCUCGGCGGGUAUGCUGAUAGCAUCACGGCUGGUGGCUGGUCUGGGCGUUGGGGCCAGCAUCUGCCUGGUACCGAUGUACGUGGGGGAGGUGGCCGAGGCCAAGGUGCGGGGGAUGCUCGGCACUGUCUUCCAGUUCGCCAAUAGCGUCGGUUUCCUCGUGUCCUACAGCAUGGGCCCCUACAUGUCCUACUCGGUCGUGGCCAUCGUGUCGGCCACCGUGCCAGUCCUCUUCAUGCUGGGCUUCCUGUGGAUGCCCGAGUCACCAUACUUCUUGGCUCUGCGUGGAAGGGACGAGGAAGCCGAGAGCGCCUUGAGGAGGCUGCGAGGUGCCGUGUCUGAGGAAGCCAUCCAGGAGGAGCUCGGCAUUGUGCAGAAGUACGUCAAGGAGCAGCGAGAGACCCAGCGGUCGUGGCUGGAGCGGCUGGGCCAGCUGGUGCGUCGGCGCGGCAGCCGGCGGGCUCUGGUGGUGUGCGUGGUGCUGGUCCUGACGCAGGCGUUCGCGGGGCUGAGUGUGCUCAUGGGCUACACUACUGAGAUCUUCCAGCAGUCGGGUGUGGCACUGGAUGCAGAUGUGUGCGCCAUCAUCGCGGCAGCAGUGCAGACAGUGAGCAGCGUCGCCACAUCUCUGCUGGCAGACCGCGCUGGCCGCCGGCCACUGCUGCUGCUCUCGCUCAGUGGCUGCAGCCUCACCAUGGCCACACUCGCCACCCUCUUUUACGUCAAGGACGUGGUGCGUGCAGACCUCACUGCAGUGCAGUGGCUGCCACUUGCCGCCAUGGCUGCUUUUAUCGUGUUCAACAUCUUGGGUAUCGGCCCGCUGCCGUGGGCCAUCGUGGGCGAGGUGUUCCCGUCGGAGGUGAAGGGCGUCGCCACUGGGAUCGUGUCUGUGGCGCUGGCUAUCACCACCACGACGCUCAGCAAGCUCUUCCAGGUGAUCAGCGACGCAGCGGGCAUCUACUCCGUCUUCUUCCUCUUCAUGGCCAGCGCCGUCGUCGGUCUCGUCUUCACCGUCUUCUUUGUACCGGAGACCAGGGGCCGCACCUUCGUCGAGAUCACACGGCACUUCGAGGGUGAAGAAGACGAAGAGCUAAAGUAG
Molecule: messenger RNA, 1323 nt
Organism: Schistocerca serialis cubense
Lineage: Eukaryota; Metazoa; Arthropoda; Insecta; Orthoptera; Acrididae
Product: facilitated trehalose transporter Tret1-like
Exons: 4
Coding region: 1-1323 (440 amino acids)
Biological process (GO): transmembrane transport
Cellular component (GO): membrane
Molecular function (GO): transmembrane transporter activity
Source: RefSeq, a predicted model, not a curated record